Messenger RNA from Cygnus olor (mute swan), 1568 nucleotides. RefSeq names its product 17-beta-hydroxysteroid dehydrogenase 13-like. NCBI's taxonomy places the organism in Eukaryota, Metazoa, Chordata, Aves, Anseriformes, Anatidae. Bases 73 to 972 code for a protein of 299 amino acids. Gene Ontology annotation, cellular component: lipid droplet. The record is from RefSeq and is a predicted model, not a curated record. Gene Ontology annotation, molecular function: oxidoreductase activity, acting on the CH-OH group of donors, NAD or NADP as acceptor. The transcript is spliced from 7 exons.
GGCGCUGCGUGCGCUGGGGGCGCUGCGUGCGCUGGGGGCGCUGCGUGCGCUGGGGGCGCUGCGUGCGGCGGGAUGGGCGCGGUGCGGGAGCUGGCGCUGUUCCUGGGCACGCUGCUCUACGCGUACGCCGAGGCGGCGGUGCGGCUGCUGCUGCCCGCCCGCAGGAAGGCCGUCGGCGGGGAGCUGGUGCUGCUGACGGGGGCCGGCCGCGGGCUGGGCAGGGCCACGGCCCGCGAGUUCGCCCGGCGCCAGAGCCGCCUGGUGCUGUGGGACGUCGACACGCACGGCCUCAAGGAGACGGCUGCGGAGUGCGAAAGGCUGGGAGCCACCGUCCACACCUUUGUGGUGGACUGCAGCAAAAGGGAGGAAAUCUACAGUGCUGCAGAGAAGGUGAAGAAGGACAUUGGCGAUGUCUCCAUCCUGGUGAACAAUGCUGGUGUGAUCACGGCUGCCGACUUGCUCUCGACCCAGGACCACCAGAUUGAGAAAAUGUUUGAGGUCAACAUUCUCGCCCACAUCUGGACAACAAGAGCUUUUCUGCCAGCAAUGAUGGACAACAACCGUGGUCACAUUGUUACGGUGGCUUCCGCAGCAGGUCAUUUUGUAACCUCUUUCAUGGUGGCUUAUUGUUCAAGCAAGUUUGCUGCGGUUGGAUUUCAUAAAGCUCUAACCGAGGAACUAUCUACCCUGGGAAAGGAUGGAAUAAAAACAACGUGUGUCUGCCCAGUUUUUAUGAACACUGGAUUUGUCAAAAACCCCCGUACAAGGCUUGGAAGGAUUUUGGAAGUUGAUGAAGUUGUGAAAGAAAUGAUGGAAGGAAUACUGACUAACAAGAAAAUGGUUUUUGUUCCACCACAGCUGAGCAUUGCUUUACUUUCUGACAUGUUGCUUCCAGAACGUGUCUCAAGAUUUCUGAAAAAGCUGACAGAUGUUAAGUUUGAUGCAAUUGUUGGACACUGGAGCAAACAGUGAACAGCAAGUUGUUUGUCGUUUCCCCAUGACACGAGUGAAAACAGAACAUGGAUCAUGUGUAGCACAGCAGUUUUGAUUCAGAGCAGAAGCAAGACAGGUACUUCUUCCAGGCCACCACUACCCUUCACACCUAGACGCUUAUCCCACACCUGCAGCAGGAACACACAUGCAUAACAUGGAGUGUUACCAGAGCAGAGAUGCAGCUCUGCAAGUCAGAAGGGCUGUUUUAGCUGUGCAUUGUGUCAUCGCUAGCUCCUUCCCUGCUUCCCGCAUGCACCGAGGCAGACAGGAAAUGCAGCAAAGCCCAUUUUUGGGCAACACAGGGAUUGCCUGAGUAUAUAUAUGUUAAUCUGGACUGAUCACUGAGCAAAGUGAUCUUGUGGGAAGUAGUUCAUAAGGGUGGUCUGCUUCAUCUCAAUGAAUCAUUUAAAUUUAAAAAACCUGUAACACACACUCCAUUCUAUGUGCUUUUGUAGUGAGUACCUGAAAGAACACAACCUUUUAAUCAAGUGUUACCUGAAUAUGUUGAUUAUUGCAUUAUGCAUGAGCAACAUCAGCACAACUUGUACAGAAUAAAUACAGUUCUUUACCCAAAA